CCGAGAGGGAAGACCCUGGCGGCGGCCGCCUGACACUCGGCGCCUCCUGCCGUGCUCGGGGGCGGCAUGUCCGAGGCUGGCGGGGCCGGGCCGGGGGCCGGGCCCGGGGCGCUGCCCCCGCAGCCCCCCGCGCCGCCGCCGCCGCCGCCGCCGCCCGCGCCCCCGCAGGGCUCCUCCUGCGGUCCGGCGACGGCUGUGGCUGCGGCGGGCACGGCCGAAGGACCGGGAGGCGGUGGCUCGGCCCGGAUCGCCGUGAAGAAGGCGCAGCUGCGCUCGGCUCCGCGGGCCAAGAAACUGGAGAAACUCGGAGUGUACUCCGCCUGCAAGGCUGAGGAGUCCUGUAAAUGUAAUGGCUGGAAAAACCCCAACCCCUCUCCUACUCCCCCCAGAGCCGAUCUGCAGCAAAUAAUCGUCAGUCUAACGGAGUCCUGUCGGAGCUGUAGCCAUGCCCUAGCUGCUCAUGUUUCCCACCUGGAGAAUGUGUCAGAGGAAGAAAUGAACAGACUCCUGGGAAUAGUGUUGGAUGUGGAGUAUCUCUUCACUUGUGUCCACAAGGAGGAAGAUGCAGAUACCAAGCAAGUGUACUUCUACCUAUUUAAGCUCCUGAGAAAGUCUAUUUUACAAAGAGGAAAGCCUGUGGUUGAAGGCUCCUUGGAGAAGAAACCCCCAUUUGAAAAGCCUAGUAUUGAGCAGGGCGUGAAUAACUUUGUACAGUACAAAUUUAGUCACCUGCCAUCCAAAGAAAGGCAAACAAUAGUCGAGUUGGCCAAAAUGUUCCUAAACCGCAUCAACUAUUGGCAUCUGGAGGCACCAUCUCAACGAAGACUGCGCUCUCCCAAUGACGAUAUUUCUGGAUACAAAGAGAACUACACAAGGUGGCUGUGUUACUGCAAUGUGCCACAGUUCUGUGACAGUCUACCUCGGUAUGAAACCACCCAGGUGUUCGGGAGAACAUUGCUUCGCUCAGUCUUCACCGUUAUGAGGAGACAACUCCUGGAACAAGCAAGACAGGAAAAAGACAAACUGCCUCUUGAGAAACGAACUCUGAUCCUCACUCAUUUCCCAAAAUUUCUAUCCAUGUUAGAAGAAGAAGUUUAUAGUCAAAACUCUCCCAUCUGGGAUCAGGAUUUUCUCUCAGCCUCUUCCAGAAUCAGCCAACUAGGAAUCCAAACAGUUAUCAAUCCGCCUCCUGUGGCCAGGACAGUUUCCUACAAUUCAAACUCAUCUUCCCUUGAGCAGCCGAAUGGAGGGAGUAGCAGUCCUGCCUGCAAAGCUUCUUCUGGGCUAGAGGCAAACCCAGGCGAAAAGAGGAAAAUGAAUGACUCUCAUGUUCUGGAGGAGGCCAAGAAACCCCGAGUCAUGGGGGAUAUUCCAAUGGAAUUAAUCCAUGAGGUGAUGUCCACCAUCACGGACCCCUCAGCAAUGCUUGGACCAGAGACCAAUUUUCUGUCAGCCCAUUCAGCAAGGGAUGAGGCAGCAAGGCUGGAAGAGCGCAGGGGUGUGAUUGAAUUUCACGUGGUUGGAAAUUCCCUGAACCAAAAACCGAACAAGAGGAUCCUGAUGUGGCUGGUCGGCCUGCAGAAUGUGUUCUCCCAUCAGCUGCCCCGAAUGCCAAAAGAGUAUAUCACGCGGCUCGUCUUUGACCCGAAACACAAAACCCUCGCUUUAAUUAAAGAUGGCCGUGUUAUUGGUGGUAUAUGUUUCCGUAUGUUCCCAUCCCAAGGAUUCACAGAGAUUGUUUUCUGUGCUGUAACUUCAAAUGAACAAGUCAAGGGCUAUGGAACACAUCUGAUGAAUCAUUUGAAAGAAUAUCAUAUAAAACAUGACAUCCUGAACUUUCUCACAUAUGCAGAUGAAUAUGCAAUUGGGUACUUUAAGAAACAGGGUUUCUCCAAAGAAAUUAAAAUACCUAAAGCCAAAUAUGUUGGCUACAUUAAGGAUUAUGAAGGAGCCACUUUAAUGGGAUGUGAGCUAAAUCCUCGGAUCCCAUAUACAGAAUUUUCUGUGAUCAUUAAAAAGCAGAAAGAGAUAAUUAAAAAGCUGAUAGAAAGAAAACAGGCCCAGAUUCGGAAAGUUUACCCUGGACUUUCAUGUUUUAAAGAUGGAGUUCGACAAAUUCCUAUAGAAAGCAUUCCUGGAAUUAGAGAGACAGGCUGGAAACCAAGUGGAAAGGAGAAAAGUAAGGAGCCCAAAGACCCUGACCAGCUUUACAGCACGCUGAAGAGCAUCCUUCAGCAGGUGAAGAGCCAUCAAAGCGCUUGGCCCUUCAUGGAACCAGUGAAGAGAACGGAAGCUCCGGGAUAUUAUGAAGUUAUAAGGUUUCCCAUGGAUCUGAAAACCAUGAGUGAACGCCUCAAGAAUAGGUACUACGUAUCUAAGAAAUUAUUCAUGGCAGACUUACAACGAGUCUUUACCAAUUGCAAAGAGUACAACCCCCCUGAGAGUGAAUACUACAAAUGUGCCAAUAUCCUGGAGAAAUUCUUCUUCAGUAAAAUUAAGGAGGCUGGAUUAAUUGACAAGUGAUGUUCCCCCCCCUGCUGCUUAGAGAUUCAUCAAGCAGUGUGCCUAAUGCAAGGUGGUUUAGUUGUACAAAGAAUUGGACAAAAUAUGUCGAAGAGACUUGUAAUAAUUAGCACUUUUGAAAAACAAACAAAAAACCUCCUUUUAGCUUUUCAGAUAUGUAUAUAAAUUGACAUAGAACAUUUUUAUUUUAUGGAAUAGAUUUUAAUCUAUUUAGUACUAUUAAUGUAAAUUUUCUAUGGCAUGUCCAUUAGACAACUAUUACAAGAUAAAUGGUCAGGGGUUUCCUCAAAACCUGUAUGUGAGGAAAUUGCACAUUAUCUCAAGAUUUGGGGGAUUCUAGAAAAUUUCAGACCAUGAAUGUUUCCAUGUUUUUCUAAUGGAAUGUGAGAAUUUAUUUUUAUUUUAUUCUGAAGGACUAUAAGGAAGGGAUACGUGAUUUUAAAAAACCCAUAAAAGGUGAAAUACAUUUGAAGUCUCGUUGUAGACUUUAUAUAUAUAUAUAUAUAUAUAUUUUUAAAACACUCAUCUAAAUGAGGUGCUUUGAGCAGUUCUGAAAAUGCAGCUCCACAAAAGCAACUGCUUUGAUUUCUAAGGAAGAAAUUUUAAAUAAUGCAACGUUUUAUAAGCAUCUGGAGUUUUGAUAAUUCUGUCUACCUACAACAAACUUGUGAGUUCAUAACCACUAUUUUAAUAAUUGUUUUCUCUACAUAAAUGUUUAAUAUAGCAUUUGACUUUGCUUAUGCAGGCCAUAAGUUCCAAAAGGUAAUUUCCCAGGCCACAAAGGCGUAAAUUUGAAAACACUUAAGAUUUAAUCCACGUAUUUUAAUAGGAAAAAAGUUUAUAGUUUACACAUAUAUCAAUAUGGUGAAUCCUUUUCUAAAAUAAGGAUUUAUUUAUUUGGGAUACACAACACCGUUUAUAAAGUAUACAUGAGGAUUUUUCAUUUUUCAUCUCCCGAUUUUGUUUGUUGUCAGUGGUGAAUUAAAUUCCAACCAAGGUUUUCUGUCAGUAUUUUAAUACCUAUAUUGCUGUAUAGGUCCAAGGUCACAUCCCACUAAAAUCCAUUAUACAACCAACCUUAUUAAACUGUCUUCGAUUUAUUUCCUAAUUACACUACAAAGAAAAGUGGGACUUCUGCCAUCCCAAGUCUGGGGAAAUCAACUAAUAUACAACCAUAGAAAUGAAGGCCAUCCUGGUGGUCUCGACACUAAUUUUUAUGAUGCAAAUUUAUAAACUCGUUUUUUGUAAAGGAUGGAAUUUUAAAAGUGUGUUUAUCUUGAUUUUUCUAUCAGCAUAAAUAAAUUAAAAUGAUCAGUAACAGUCGUUAAAAACCAUUGCCAGUGAUAGUCUGUGUGAAGGGAAAAACCCUGCAAAUGGCUAUUAAGUUGAAAGUGUUGUUUUUGAUACAAAUGAGAUAUUCAGAAUGCUCACAUGGAAAAAUGCCUCAUCUUUUUUAAGUAUAAGAAACUACCUUCAGUGGUGUCUAGAUUUCUAUGAAGAAUGAUGAUACAGUUUGGAUUAAGUUAUUUUGGACUGGUUUUAACAGUGCUUUGUAUCAGAUCUGCCAAAGCAUCUGUCCAGCUUGGUAUCCUGUGAAAGUUUGUUAUUUUCUUGGUAGACAUUCUUAUAGAGUAUUGUCUUUAAAAUGAGAUUGUCUCUUCUAUAUUGAAAGCAUUUUUAUGUUUUCUAAUUUAAAAAUUAAUAUUUUCUUAUAGAUAUUGUGCAAUAAAGCUGAAGUAGAAUGUGUGGUUUUGCAAAUGCUUUAACAGCUGAUAAAAUUUUACAUUUGUAAAAUUAAUAUAUUGUACUGGUACAAAAUAGUUUUAAAUUAUAUUUUAAAAAGCUCCCAGUCUGUUGGUGUGUUUUCUUCUUCCAGCCAACUGAGCAGCACAAACGUGAUUUGGGUGAUGAGUACUCACUGUAUACCCUUAAUCCUUAGCUCUUCAGCAUGUUGUUGAAGACAUUUAGAAUUAUAUUUGUGGGAAGCAUCAUAAAUCCACAGCUCAUCAAUGAGAGAUUUUCAAGGGGAAAGGUACUGAACUCUUGUCUUUUGAGUCAUCCACUAUGUCUUGCCCAUUGUCACUAGACAAUAAAAAAGAUUCAUCAAAAAAGAUUGUUAUUGGCUUACAAGUUAAAAGGUCUUUUACAAUAUUUUUACUUUGUAUCUGUGAAAUAGAUAAAAAAAAAAAACAGCUAAUUUUUAAUUAUCUCCCAUGUGAGCUUCUAAUGUCACUCAAAAUGCUUCCUGUGGGAAAGUAUCAUAUCCCAUUGGGGUAUGAAAGACCCCCACAGAAAGGAUUGCUCUUCCCUCUUGAAAACUGAACCAACUAAGAAGUCGUAAACAUAUUGUAAAACAUUUGGCAUAUUUUGGCCAAAAUAUCAGCAGAAUUACUGAUAAAAUGAACAUUGGAGAAUGUGGCUUCCUUAUCCCUGUGGAAAAUGAGCUUUCUAAUACAAAGUCCCAGAAUGUGAUUGGCUCUCCAGUCACCAGCAGCUCUGCACCAUUGCCGACCUCCCUUCCUGGGGCAGGGUAAUCCCAUAUAUCUGUAGUGAAGAAUCUCUCAAUAGGGGUGGGCAUUGUGGCACAGUGGGAUCAGCCACCAUUUGUGAUGUAGGCAUUGCAAAGGGGUGCUGGUUAGAGCUCAGACUUCUUCACUUCUGAUCCAGCUCUCUGCUAAUGUGCCUGGGAAAAAAGAUAGCCCAAGUACUUGGGCCCCUGUCACCCAUGUGAGAGACCCAGACGGAAUUCUGUGCUCCUGGCUUCAGCCUGGAUUAGCCCAGCCAUUGCAGCCAUUUGGGGAAUGAACCAGUGGAUGGAGGAUCUCUCUCUCCCUUACUCUCUUUCACUCACUCUAUCGUUCUUGCUCUCUGCAUAUCGCUCUGUCUUAAUAAAUCUUUCAAAAAAACGCUAUAUAAAUUAUUUUUAUUUAUUUGAGAGAGAGAGGGUAGUCUCCCAUCUACCAGUUUAUUCCUCAAUUGUCAACAACAGCUGACUAGAUUGGGCUGAACUAAAGCUGGAGCCAAGAACCCAAUCCAGAGGCUAACGCUGUGGCACAGUGGGUUAUACUGGCACUUGCAAUACCAGCAUCCUGUAUGGGCUCUGAUUUGAGUCUUGGCUGCUUCAUUUCCACUCCAGCUCCCUGCUAAUGUGCCUGAGAAGCAGUGGAAGAUAGCCUAAGUGCUUGAUUCCCUGUAUCUAUGUGGGAGACCUGUAUGAAGCUCCUGGUUUCUUGCUGGUCCACCCCUGACCAUUGUGGCCAUUGUGGGAGUGAACCAGUGGAUGGAAGAUCUCCAUCUCUCCCUCUCUCUGUAACUCUGCCUUUCAAAAAAGUAAAAACAGGAACCAGUGCUGUGGCCUAGUAGGUUAAAUAUCUGGCUGUGGCACCAGCUUCUCAUAUAGGCGCCACUUCGAGUCCUGGCUGCUGCACUUCCAAUUCAGCUUUCUGGUUCCACAGUCUGGCCAUUGCAGCCAUUUGGGAAGUGAAGCAGCGGGUGAAAGACUUUGUAACUAUGCCUUUCAAGUAAAUAAAUAAAUCUUUAAAACAAGCAAAAAAAAAAAAAUUACCAAUCUAGGUCUCCCACUCAGGUGGCAGGAGCCCAACUAUUGAGCAUCACAGCCUUUUCUGGUUGAAAAAGGUGUGUGUGUGUGUGUGUGUGCAGGGAGUGUUUGGGGGGGUGUGGAAAACUGGUGGCAGGGACUGACGUCAGUGCCUCUAUUUGAAUCUGAAGGCUCUUGGGGUUAUUUACUUUCUCCUUUGGGUCCAUUGGUGCUACCAGUCUAAGUUAUAAUGAAGAUUGACAGGGCAAAACCAGAAAUGUCUUAGGUAAAGAGAUGGAAAUGGAUUUAAAGAGGAAAAAAUAAAGAGCAAGUAGGUUUCCAAUAGGCUUGGAGGAAGACCUUCAAGAAAAUAACCAGAAGAUGCUAAAAGGAGGUAAGAGGACAGCUGUGUCAUGAAAAGUCCCCUUUACCAUAAUGUGUAUAUUUAUGCCUUGGUUUUCUUAUGAGAACACUGUGGAAAUAUGAAGCUAACAGUGACAAAGCUGGAGAUUUUCUUUGUAUUUAUUAAAAAUAAUUAAAAAAAAAACCAGAAAAGCAAAGAAAACAAAACUCAAGCUUCCUGUUCACUCUUACUGGGAAGUUCAACACCUGUGGUAGGGUCAAGAGUUGAAAAAGAUAAGAAAGAACUAGUGUAAUUGGUAAGUGUGUAUGACAUUUUAUGAACUGAGUUGAAAGCAGUUUCAGUUUAUCUAGGUGUGAAGUUCUCUAAAAGAAAUCUCUUGGGGGCCUUGUUGGAGGCUAAGGGUCUGCUCAAAAUAAUGCACAUGUUCACACAUACACGUGUAAACUUUCUGCAAAUCAGUUCCCUUGGGUCUUGAAUCCUUUUAAAGUUCACUAAUGAACGCUGGUUUAAGAAUUGUUGGUUGGGGCCAGCAUUGUGGUGCAGUGAGAUUAGCCUUUGCUUGCAGUCCCAGCUGCUCUGUUUUGUUUUAUUUUGUUUGUUUGUUUUUGGGUAAGAUUUAUUUAUUUCAUUUGAAAGGCAAGAGUUACGGGGGGUGGGGGGGAGUCAUCUGCUGGUUCACUCUCCACUUGGCUGCAGUGACAGAAGCUGGUCCAGAUCGAAGUCAAGAGCCAGGAGCUUCUGGGUUUUGCAUGUGAGUACGGGGACCCAAGCACCUGGACAAUUUCUGCUGCUUUCCCAGGCACAUUAGCAGGGAGCUGGAUUGGAAGUGGAGCAGCUGGGAAUUGAAUCAGUGCCCAUAACGGAUGCAGAUGGCAGAUUAACCUGCUAUGCCACAGCACUGAUCCCUCUAAUCCAGCUUCCUUCUGAGGUGUCUUGAUUGCUUGUGACUGUUAUAUACAUCAGUGCAAUCACUACCCAAAGAAGACACAUUUCCAUCACCCAAAUAAAGUUUCCUGGUGCCCAUUUCCAGCCAAUUCCCCUCCCACCAUCUCAAGACAACCACUUUUGAUUGCUAUCACCAUAGAUCUUUUUCUGUUCUUUAAUUUCUUGUAUUCUUGGGUCUGCUUCAUCCACGCUGUAGUAUGUAUUAAUAUUCUGUUGUUGGAAUGUUUCACAAUUUGUUUCUCCAUUCAACUGUAGUGGUUAUUUGGGUAGUUUCCACAUUAUGGUUUUAACAGUAAAGCUGCUGUAAACAUUUUUGUAUAGGUCUGUUUGUAGACACAUGCUGCUGUUCCUCUUGUGUAAAUACCUAAAUGUGGAACUGUUGGGUCACAAAGGAGAUGUGGGCUUGAUUUUAUAGGAUAUUCUUUCUGUUGUAUUGACCCAUGAAGUUUUUUAUAUUCGAAAGUUCCAACAAUCACUGUUGUCUGUUUCUUCUAGGUUUUUCAUUUAUAGAUUAUACAUUUAUUUAUAAGCUAUAAAGCUAUCUUUUCUCAUCUCUAUGUUAUGGAUGAAAAUAUUGAACAGGAUGAAACUUUCCAUGGUGAUGUUAGAUGCCAACUUCUAAGAUGCUAAAGAUAAAAAUCCCUUGGGUAUGAUUGUGCAGCUGUAGGAGUCCACUUGACAGUCUCCAACCAGGCCAAAUUUUUCCAUAUUUUCUAUGAAUACCAAAAGGAAAUAA
Lepus europaeus (European hare) is the source of this 8106-nucleotide messenger RNA. RefSeq names its product lysine acetyltransferase 2B (gene KAT2B). The transcript is spliced from 18 exons. Bases 67 to 2523 code for a protein of 818 amino acids. Gene Ontology annotation, molecular function: protein binding; histone H3 acetyltransferase activity. The record is from RefSeq and is a predicted model, not a curated record. Gene Ontology annotation, biological process: chromatin remodeling; positive regulation of transcription by RNA polymerase II. Lineage: Eukaryota; Metazoa; Chordata; Mammalia; Lagomorpha; Leporidae. Gene Ontology annotation, cellular component: nucleus; histone acetyltransferase complex.